UCCCUCUCACUCUUCCUCUCACACAUACGCCAGAGCUCACACUGCAGCAGAGCGCAAAGCCAGCAAGGAUUUUACCAUUUAUUCGUGGAAAGCCAGAGAGACAUUUACCUGCCGAGGAGAUCCUGCAUGGAGGGUUGAUUGAAGAGGACAAUCUCACAAGCUGCUGAGUGUGUAGGUUGACACCUGGUCUUCAGAAGCAGCUGCGAGGGCUUUUGUAAGCCUCUCCAUCUUCCCCAAGUGACCUGCCAGCUUCCCAUCACCUCUUCUGGUUAGGAUGCUCCGCUGUGCGCCCCUGUGCUGAGGAGGCGUCGGCGGGCAGCAGCAUGGACGCUGUGCUGGCCGGCAUCCCCACCAUCCCCUUCACCGCCACCAAUCUGCCACCACCACCACGCUGCCCAGCCGAGCCGGGGGCUCCCCCCAUCCCCGCUGAUGGGCGAAGACACUGACGCCACCCUGACGCUCAACCACCACGGCUUCCUCCCCGACCACAACUAUGUGACUGAAGCGGAUAUCAUCUCCACUGUAGAGUUCAACCAUACAGGAGAGCUCCUGGCCACGGGGGACAAAGGAGGCCGUGUGGUCAUCUUUCAGAGGGAACCAGAGAGCAAGUCUGAGCCAUUUUCCCAGGGAGAGUACAACGUGUACAGCACCUUUCAGAGCCAUGAGCCCGAAUUCGACUACCUUAAAAGUCUGGAGAUUGAGGAGAAGAUCAAUAAGAUCCGAUGGCUGCCUCAGCAGAACGCUGCUCACUUUCUCCUCUCCACCAAUGAUAAAACCAUAAAGUUGUGGAAGGUGAGUGAAAGAGAUAAACGACCAGAAGGAUACAAUCUGAAGGAUGAAGAAGGUCGCAUCAAGGAUAUCUCUACAGUCACCUCUUUGCAGGUGCCGGUCUUGAAGCCGAUGGACCUGAUGGUGGAGGUGAGCCCCCGGCGGGUGUUUGCCAACGCCCACACGUACCACAUCAACUCCAUCUCGGUCAAUUCGGACUAUGAGACCUACAUGUCAGCGGACGACCUGAGGAUCAACCUCUGGCAUCUAGACAUCACAGAUCGCAGCUUCAACAUUGUGGACAUCAAACCAGCAAACAUGGAGGAUCUGACGGAGGUGAUCACAGCUGCAGAGUUUCACCCCCUCCACUGUAACCUGUUUGUUUACAGCAGCAGCAAAGGCACCCUGCGCCUCUGUGACAUGAGAGAAGCAGCGCUGUGUGACAAGCACUCAAAAUUGUUUGAGGAGCCCGAGGAUCCUAGCGCUCGCUCCUUUUUCUCUGAGAUUAUCUCCUCUGUGUCUGAUGUGAAGUUCAGCCACAGCGGCCGCUACCUGCUCACCAGAGACUACCUGACUGCAAAGGUGUGGGACCUCAACAUGGAGAGCAAGCCCCUGGAGACAUACCAGGUACACGAUUACCUCCGCAGCAAGUUGUGCUCCCUUUACGAGAAUGACUGCAUCUUUGACAAGUUUGAGUGUGCCUGGAACGGCUCGGACAGUGUGAUUAUGACCGGCGCCUACAACAACUUUUUCCGAAUGUUUGACCGCAACACCAAGCGAGAUGUGACCCUGGAGGCGUCGAGGGAGAGCAGCAAACCCAGAGCCGUCCUGAAGCCACGGAGGGUCUGCGCCGCCGGCGGGAAACGGCGGAAGGACGACAUCAGCGUGGACAGCCUGGACUUCACCAAGAAGAUCCUGCACACGGCCUGGCACCCCAACGAGAACAUCAUCGCCAUCGCCGCCACCAACAACCUGUACAUCUUCCAGGACAAACUCAACUCCGAGAUGCACUGAUGAAGGGUCCAAACGAGUUUACAAGCAAACAUGCAACUAUGCUAGAAUGUACAUUAUCAGACUCAAACGCUGGCCCACAGAACCCAGGAAGAUGCCUAACGCACACAGUCAGAAUGCAUACACACAUUCAUUCUACCCUCCCACAAGUGAACGGAGUCCAGUCAGGGAUACAAAAAAAAGGAAACUGGCUGCAUUACACAAUGGGUUAUUAUUGAAAAUUGUCCAAACUGUUUAUUUUUAUUGUUAUCCUGUGGAUUGUGGUAAAAGGUGUGGUAAUCACCACAGCUUGGCUUCUGAGUGGGAUCAGAUCUCCUCUCAGGCUGGAAGGACGUUUACAUGUCUUUGUCUUUUUCUUUUUUAACUCUUCAGGUUCUCUUGCUUUCUCCACCUCCUCCUCCUCACCUCUCUGUAGUCGUGCGCUCAAGCAAAGCCUAUUCUUAUCCCCUUUGCCCACUGUUUUGUGUAACAAAAAAAAAAAAAAAAUCGGGCCAUUUAUAUAACUGUCUAUUUUUCAUUCCAGAUAAAGCUCUCUGUUUUUGUAACUUCUUGUUAAAUGUCGACGACGAAAUUCAGAUCUGAUGAUGAAAACGAAGCGACACGUGAGAUAUGCAAAGAUGAACCCCGUGACUUUCCCCUCAUCCCAAACUGCACCAGAUGCCUCUGCCCUCAAGAGGGGUGAAGCAUUCGCAGUCCUGCAGGCAGAAGCAGACGUUAACAGACACAAACCCACUACAGGCCGUGUGUUUAACCAAUGACUGUUUUCAUUUUUAGCCAAAACACAUCCAAACAUAUCAGUUUGUGUUUUUUCGCUUCUGAUCUAGGGCUGUUGUGUGUGCUGCUGCUUCAACACUCGAUACAUUAAACUCAGAAUAAGCAAAAAAAAAGUACAAAAUAAUAAUAAUAAUAAUAAAAAAAUUUUAAAAAUGGCGAAGAAAUAUUUUCAACAAUCAAGCAAAAAGAUGCUGCAUGUUCAACAGAUUUACUUUAUAAAUCGUCUGUCUGACUGACUUGGCUGCCUUCUUUAAACAUUUAAGCCUAGCUGUAGAAAAGCUUCAGGGGAACCUGGGGGUGGGGGGCCCCGGUGGGGAGGCCCCAGGGGCCCCUCACAGCAGCACGAGCCGCCGUAGAUGACCGUUGACCUCCUGUUUGUGUCCUCGGAUGCUGAAGCAUGUUUACUCGAGUUCGGUUUGUACACGUCCAUUCUGAAUGAAACUGAGAACCGAGAAAAAUGGGGAAUGUUUCAGAUUAAAUGUUGUACUUUAAAAUAAUCAGAAUAACAACAACAAACAAAACAAAACAAACUUUAGAGCAGGCUCAGUGGUGUCUGUAUAUAACAGCUCUGUUUCUGACAUCAGGUUUCGUUUCGUCUGUCGACCAAUUGCGGACUUGCCUCCAAAGCUACAGCGGAGUGAUGGUACUUUAAUCUCUUCGGCCUUCCUCACCGAUUCCUUUUUUUUGGAUGUGCAGACUUUUUUAUAUUUUAAAAGACGAGCGCUUCUUUGUUUGUCGGUCGUACUCCAUGUCUUUAUCAAAUACAGUUGAUUGACAUAUUUUUGUCUAAAUAUAUGUUGACAUAAUUGUCAAAUGGACAGUUAUAAAUAAUGUUAAUAUCUUUCUUUGUUUCUUUCUGUUUUUUCAAUAAAGGAUUCAACAAAAUUGCACCCAAUGAG
Poeciliopsis prolifica (blackstripe livebearer) is the source of this 3452-nucleotide messenger RNA. RefSeq names its product serine/threonine-protein phosphatase 2A 55 kDa regulatory subunit B gamma isoform. Gene Ontology annotation, biological process: peptidyl-serine dephosphorylation. Bases 430 to 1782 code for a protein of 450 amino acids. The record is from RefSeq and is a predicted model, not a curated record. The transcript is spliced from 10 exons. Gene Ontology annotation, cellular component: cytosol; protein phosphatase type 2A complex. Gene Ontology annotation, molecular function: protein binding; protein phosphatase regulator activity. Lineage: Eukaryota; Metazoa; Chordata; Actinopteri; Cyprinodontiformes; Poeciliidae.